CUCUUUGCAUUCUUCCGACCAAGUAAUUAAGCAAGUAGAGUAGCACCACUUUAACCAGCCUCUACACUUCCUUGUCUUUUAACUCGGCCAUCACAUGUUUUACUUGCAAUUAGAGUCAAGUCAUUGGUAGCUAGCAAGCUAUAACUUGGUACUCUUGACACUCACGUCAUUUUUAGCACCCAAAUAUUGCAGCAUGCUAGCUAGCUAGCUAGCUAGGAACUGUUAAAUUGCAGAGGUAUCUUCCAAAUUUCCCACAAGUUCUUGAAACCCAUUCAUUCAUUCAGUCAUACAAUACAAGGAUUGCCGAUAAAGAGAAAAUCACGCCGCAAUUUCAAAUAAAUGAACGAAGUUGAAGAUUUGACAAGUAGAAGAACUCACUUGAGCGCAUGUAGUCUCUGUGCGCGGGGUAAAUUGCCCAACCUGUCCGAGCUGCAAUUGGAAGGGGAUUUAGCAGCUUGUGGACGCCGGCUGGACUUGAGCUAACUUCAACCCAAUCGACAGAUCCUCCGCUUCUCAGUUUCUUUAGCGCGAAAAUUGGCUUGGCGCGGUGGUGAGUUUUCCCGCGGCGCAGGGGAUAAUGAUUAAUGAAGGAGGGGGUUGAAAAUGGGGAAAGGCCGAGAUGAGCCAGGUCGGGGUUGAUCCGCAAUGUUAAUGGGCCAAGUUAGAUUGGAUGCGGAAAAGUCGGGCUUAGAACUCUAUUGACCUGGCCCAACUUUAUUUAGGCUUUCAAUGGACUCCCGCUCCAAAGGGGCACGCGCAAAUAUAUGAUGAUAGAUUAGGAAGGGAAUUGAUGAACAUAUACAUACAUAGAAACAAAAAUGUAUCUUCUGCACUUAGAGCUGCGUCCUGCUUCAUUCAGGAUUCUGUAGGAUCCCAACUAACAAUCAUAUUUACUUUUUUUGUAACAAUAUUCCAUGAAUCGAGUUUUUUUUUUUUUUAACAAAACAAUAUUCUAUGAAUAUAUGGUUAUGGUACAUAAUAAUUAAAUGUACCUAAUCAAAGAUAACUAUGGACAGUAAAAAAGAUAGAAGAAAGAGACUGCAAUUAAUCCUUUUUUCACCAUUAAAAAUCGGACCCCAGAACGCGUCAGUUAAAAUUGAGAGGUUGAGAUUCUCUUAUUUAUCCUACAAAUCAGUCUGGUUGGAAUGAGUAUCUGUGAGAGAUCCACAUUUACCGCUGAGCUGGGUUUUGCUUCUUUCUUUUACACAAAAUAGAUUUUCACCAUUCUCAGUUUUCAGUUUUCACCAGGACUUAAUCCAUAGCCAAAUCCCCAGAAUCAGGGCAUGGUAAAAAAAAAAGUUAAAAAGGAGAAAGUAAAUCUGCCACCAUUUGAUAUCUCACUGUCUCAAAAGGUAACUAUAUAUAAAUUAUCCUCCUUUACCUAACAUCACAGUAAAAAAAAAGUAUAUAUAUAAUCCUAUAGAGAUCAGCACCAGCCUCUCGGCACAUUGUAACUUUGUUGGGAGUGGAAGGGAAUGUCAAAGAGGCAAAGCCUUGUGGUAAAACAAUUUUUUUACUUGAUCGUCGGCAGAAGGUCUCUCACUGCUAUUUUGUAGCUAUAAAGUUACCACUCUCUACACGGUAUCCUUUGUGCAUAUUAUUACCUCGCCGUUAACCCUUGCCGGCCGGCGGUGAAAGGAAGAAGAAGAAUCGUAAUCAUGGACACUCAGGCUCAGGCUCAGGCAGAACCUAAACCCGAAGAGGUCCCCAGCAAUGAAACGGAGGAGGAAAGGAAGAAGAAGAUCGACGAUUGGCUGCCCAUCACCGGCUCCAGGAACGCCAAGUGGUGGUAUGCUGCAUUCCACAAUGUCACCGCCAUGGUUGGAGCUGGCGUCCUCAGUCUGCCAUAUGCCAUGUCUCACCUUGGAUGGGGACCUGGAACAGUGAUACUGGUGCUGUCAUGGGUGAUCACUCUGUACACACUGUGGCAGAUGGUGGAGAUGCACGAGAUGAUUCCAGGGAAGCGACUCGAUCGAUACCACGAGCUCGGCCAGGCAGCCUUCGGUGAGAAGCUAGGUCUGUACAUCGUCGUCCCACAGCAGCUCAUAUGUGAAGUAGGUGUAGACAUAGUGUACAUGGUGACAGGAGGAAAGUCGCUGCAGAAAAUUUACAACCUGGCCUGCGGGGAUUGCAAGAACAUCAAGCUGACAUACUUCAUCAUGAUCUUUGCCUCCCCUCAUUUUAUCCUUGCUCACUGCCCCAAUUUCAACUCCAUCUCUGUAGUCUCACUUGCCGCGGCAGUGAUGUCGUUGAGCUACUCCACUAUUGCCUGGGGAGCUGCUGCUGACAAGGGUCGUCAACCAGGAGUAUCAUAUUCCUCAGUAGCCUCAACUCCCACUGGAGGUGUCUUCAACUUCUUGGGUGCUCUUGGAGAGGUAGCUUUCGCCUAUGCUGGCCAUAACGUUGUCCUCGAGAUUCAAGCAACGAUCCCUUCCUCGCCCGAGAGGCCAUCGAAAGUGCCCAUGUGGAGAGGAGUCGUUGUAGCUUACAUUGUGGUGGCACUCUGCUACUUCCCAGUAGCUCUGGUAGGGUACUACAUAUUCGGCAACAAAGUGGAGGACAACAUCAUGCUCUCCCUUGAGAAACCCGUUUGGCUCGUCAUCGUCGCCAAUGCUUUCGUUGUCAUCCAUGUCAUUGGCAGCUAUCAGUUGUUUGCAAUGCCUGUCUUCGACAUGAUGGAGAGUACCCUGGUGAAGAAGCUCAACUUCAAGCCAUCCUUCAAGCUUCGAUUUAUUACUCGUACCGUCUACGUUGCACUCACAAUGUUUAUCGGCAUCACCUUCCCUUUCUUUGGUGCGUUGCUUAGUUUCUUUGGAGGAUUCGCUUUUGCACCAACGACAUACUUCCUCCCCUGCAUCAUUUGGCUUGCCAUCGUCAAGCCAAAGAAGUUCAGCCUUUCAUGGUUCAUCAACUGGAUUUGCAUCAUACUUGGGGUAAUGCUGAUGAUUCUGGGGCCGAUUGGAGGAUUAAGAAACAUCAUCGUGCAUGCCAAAGAUUUCAAGUUCUACAAUUAGUUUGAGAAACAACAGUUGCAGUAGAUUGAAGGAAAUGAAACUGACAAUGAUGAAAAAAGAAGCCGAAGGAAGGGCAUUUCAAACUGUUGUUCUUAGAGGCCUGUUAUUCUAUUUUAGGAUGUCAAUCAGAUUUAAGAUUUUAUUUUGUCUCAUUGCCAGAGUAGGAGGUUUGGAAUACAGUACCAGUUUGUUU
Linum trigynum is the source of this 3207-nucleotide messenger RNA. The record is from the annotation of a GenBank genome assembly. NCBI's taxonomy places the organism in Eukaryota, Viridiplantae, Streptophyta, Magnoliopsida, Malpighiales, Linaceae.